UUGUGGCCAACACUCUGUUGUAGAAGCAAACUAACACUGGGGGGCGAUAGUCACGGUGUCUACCAUAUCAGUCAUUUAGCUUUUCCUACCGUCACUCGCUAGCAGCUUCUAAGAUGAAGCCUUCCAACCUCCUCGCUGGGGCAUCCACACUCAUUACAGUGACUUCGGCUCUGGCUAUCGGCCAGAAUCAUCAUGGCGUCCAUAGGAAGAUACACGACAAGCGUGACACUGUCACGAUAUUGGACGUGGUAACUUCAACGGCUGCCGAGAAGGUCACUGUUAUUCACGAUCAAUUCGGGAAUGUUCUGGCAACCCAUUUCCCAGUCGUGCCCGAGAUGAACGAGGCCCUCAACCCCGAACUUGCCGAUGCUGCUGUUAAUGUUGCACCCGAUCCUACGAUCACAUCAGUGGUCGCAGUCGAGACUGCAGUCAAUGUUGCUGUGCCUGUUCCUUCACCGAAACCGGCACCUUCUCCGGAACCAUCUCCUGCGCCUGCGCCAGCUGCCGCUGCCGUUCCUGCUGGGGACGGGCUAAUCUCAUCUGGUCGUGGCAUCAGUUGGAACCCUUGGGUUGGGACAGAAGGCGCUGCAACAUGCAAGACUCAAGAACAAAUCAACGCCGAGGUGGCCGAGCUCCGACAUUUCAGCUAUAUCCGUCUGUACAGCACCGAGUGCCAGCAAAUCGCAAAGAUUCUCGAGGCCGGGUGGGAUCGCAAGCUCAUUCUCGGCGUCUGGAACCUUGACGAGGGAUUUAACGAGGACCUUAGGAGGAUCACCAGCACUGUGACGGGGUCGAAGCAAGGAUGGAGCCAAAUCAUGGCGGUCACCAUUGGCAAUGAAGACCAUGUCCGUGGGGACCAUGCAUCCGCUCCUGGUAAAGUCAUCGAUCGCCUGAGUGCUGCCCGAGGCGUGUUACGCGCAGCCGGGUACACUGGACCGGUUGCACAUGUUGAGAACGAAGCCGGAUUCGCUGUCCCGGGUGGUAUUGACACCUGCCUCCAAAGUGACUUUGUUGCCCUUAAUGCGCACGCGUUUUUCGAUCCGAAUUCGUCGGCGGAGAAUGCAGGACAGGCCGUCCAGAACGCCGUGAACCGAAUUAAGAAGCACUGUGGCGGCAAGCAGGUCAUUGUGAUGGAAUCGGGUUGGCCCCAUAGCGGCACCGCGAAUGGACUGGCUAUUCCUUCCCCUGAGGAACAAGGCAAAGCCAUCCGGUCUCUGAAGAGUACGUUCCAGACGGACAUCGUGUUGUUUUCGUCCCACGAUGAUGCUUGGAAGAGGGACUUCUCGGGUUCCUACGGUGCAGAGAAGUUCUGGGGUAUCUUGGGCAUGGGCGAAGCCUAAAUGUGCGGUCCGUUACCCGAGCCCAGAUGUUGGGGUUUCGUGUCUGGAAUACACAUGAACCACAAACACACGAUGAUCAUGACCUUUUCCCCCCUUCUUAUCGCCUUCAGCUGCAAUUCAUGUACGAUAUUAAGCGGCUGGACAUCCAUAGCGUUGAAAUCUUGUCUACUGUUCAUAUUAUCACACAGAUGGGAGAGGAUCACACACAGAAUUCAAAAGCCAAGGUCUUCUGUUCACAG
Molecule: messenger RNA, 1579 nt
Organism: Eremomyces bilateralis CBS 781.70
Lineage: Eukaryota; Fungi; Ascomycota; Dothideomycetes; Eremomycetales; Eremomycetaceae
Product: glycoside hydrolase
Exons: 2
Coding region: 114-1340 (408 amino acids)
Biological process (GO): cell wall organization
Cellular component (GO): cell surface; fungal-type cell wall; extracellular region
Molecular function (GO): glucan endo-1,3-beta-D-glucosidase activity; 1,3-beta-glucanosyltransferase activity
Source: RefSeq, a predicted model, not a curated record